Messenger RNA from Daucus carota subsp. sativus, 2765 nucleotides. RefSeq lists its product as uncharacterized. The coding region runs from base 1187 to 2764 and encodes 525 amino acids. Lineage: Eukaryota; Viridiplantae; Streptophyta; Magnoliopsida; Apiales; Apiaceae. The record is from RefSeq and is a predicted model, not a curated record. The transcript has a single exon. Gene Ontology annotation, molecular function: DNA helicase activity. Gene Ontology annotation, biological process: DNA repair; telomere maintenance.
CUUCAGAGACAACCUUUGAUGAUAGUGGAUUUCCAGUGUAUAGACGACGCAAAACAAAUCAUACUGUUCAAAAGAAUAAUGUUGACUUAGACAAUCAAUGGGUGGUGCCGUAUAACAGAGAAUUGUUACUCAUGUUCCAGUGUCAUAUCAAUGUAGAAAUCUGCAAUCACUCAAGAAGUUUAAAGUACCUUUUCAAAUAUUGCAUGAAAGGACACGAUCGAGCAACCAUGCUAUUGGUUAGAGCUAAAAAUACAGUGCAUGAAAGUACUCGGCAAUCAGACACUACUAAAGUUGCUCCUAUUAAUGAAAUCAAACAAUAUUUAGAUGGUCGGUAUGUGUGCGCUUCGGAAGCAAUCUGGCGAAUAUAUGGAUUUCAUAUACACCUCAGAAGUCCAUCUGUUGAACGACUGCCAAUUCAUUUAGAGGAUAUGCAGACUAUCACUUUCAACAGUAAUGAAUUGUUAACAAAUGUUGCAAAACGUGCUUCUUUUCGACUUAGUAAGCUCCAAGCAUGGUUUCAAGCUAACCGAGAAUAUCCUUGGGCACGAGAUCUCUACUAUCAAGAGUUUCCUGGUUCUUUUGUGUGGGAUGCUAAUUCAACCAGAUGGACACCUAGAAAACAAGGUUUUGUUGUUGGCAGGAUGAACUCCACAUAUGCAUCUUCGGGAGAUUUAUUCUACUUAAGAAUGAUACUCACUAGAGUCAAAGGAGCAAUGUCUUUUAGGGACCUUCGAACUGUCAAUGGACAAGUAUAUAAAACUUUUAAAGACACAUGCAAUGCUUUGGGACUUUUAGAAAAUGACAUGGAGUGGCACGAGGCAAUAAAGGAAAAUGCCCACCACGCUACUGCGUCACAGUUGCGUCAACUUUUUGUGCAUAUUAUCGUGAACUGCGAGGUCAGCAACCCAGCAAAGCUCUGGAAUGAUCAUAUCAAAGAUUUUUCAGAUGAUAUACUUUGGAAGCGGCGCCAUAUUUCUAAAAACAAUGAGCUGACAUUGUCUGAAGAGGAAAUACAAUUUUGGGCUCUUGCAGGUUAGUGUUUUAAACACUGAAUACAUUAUCACUGUUUCAUUAAUUUAAAUCUAAUAGCACAUGAAAAACUCUUAUUACUUCCAAUAUUAAAUUACUCGCAGAACUUGAGCAAAUAUUGAAUUGCAUCGGGAAGUCUCUACGGAGUUAUUCAGAUAUGCCAUUCCCUCCCGCUGAAUUUCUAUGCGGAAUUUCAAACACUCUUAUUGCGGAGGAAAGAAGUUAUGAUAUUCAGACCAUGAUAGCCGAACACCAACAGUUGCACUCAACUUUAAAUAGAGAUCAGACGGUAGUAUACAAUUCUAUAAUUGAAUCUGUUCAUAACAAAAGUGGGAAGUUUUUUUUUGUACAUGGGAGCGGUGGAUGUGGAAAGACCUUCCUUUGGCGAACAAUAAUUUCAAAAUUGAGAUCUGAAAGAAAAAUUGUUUUACCCGUUGCAUCCUCUGGAAUUGCAGCCGUGCUAAUGCCAGGAGGUAGAACUGCUCAUUCGAGAUUUAAAAUACCAUUAGAUGUAGAUGAACAUUCAAGUUGUGGUGUGAAAAUGGGAACCGAUAUAGCUGAGUUAUUACAGAAUACAGAUCUAAUUAUUUGGGAUGAGGCUCCAAUGCAAAAGAAGUAUGCAUUCGAGGCACUAGACCGAGCUCUUAGAGAUAUACGUGGCAACAUUUCAGAAGACAACAGGCUGAAGUCAUUUGGUGGUAUUACCGUAGUUCUUGCAGGUGAUUUUAGACAGAUCUUACCCGUUGUAGAGAAGGGAAAUAGGCAUGACAUUGUUAGCGCUUGCGUAAACCGGUCUUAUUUAUGGGAUCAAGUUACAUUUUACACUCUUAAACAAAACAUGAGGCUCAAAAGAGGUAAUACUGAACAGCUUAACAAUGAUAUUGAUGAAUUCAGUAAGUGGGUGCUAGACAUUGGCGAGGGACGCCUUUCAUUUAUCAGUGAUGAUGAUCCAAACAAGGAUCCAGAAGUUGUAAUUCCGCAAAAGUUUGUUAUCCCCUGCACAAAUAACCCUCUAUCUGAUAUUGUUGACAUUGUAUACCCAAAUAUUGAAUGUAAUUUCAAAGAUCAUCGAUAUUUACGGGAUAGGGCAAUUCUUGCUCCAACUAAUAAGGUAGUUGAUGAACUUAAUGAGAACAUCAUGGAUCGUAUACCAGGUGAGGAACAAGUGUACUUGAGUGUUAAUAGUAUUGAUGAAGGCCCGGUAAAUGAGACAGAACUGAAUUCGGCUUUUCCAGAAGAAUUUUUGAACUCAAUCGACAUGUCUGGACUUCCCAAGCACAAGCUAAAACUCAAACCUGGUGUCGUGGUCAUGCUGACAAGGAACAUUAAUCAGGCUUUUGGAUUGUGUAAUGGCACACGUAUGGUGGUUAAAAAAAUGUUUAAAUGGACAGUUGAAUGUGAGAUCAUCACCGGAAGUCAUUCUGGAAGUAGACAUAUAAUUCCAAGGAUGAUAACUACACCUUGCGACAACAACUCUAAAUGGCCUUUCAUAUUCAAAAGGAAACAGUUUCCUCUACAGGUCUGUUUUGCAAUGACGAUUAACAAGAGUCAGGGGCAAUCAAUGGAGAAAGUCGGUCUAUAUCUUCCAAAUCCUAUUUUCUGUCAUGGCCAACUUUAUGUUGCUAUUUCACGUGUCACUUCUCCAGAAGGCCUGCAUAUCAUGUUGGGAGAUGGAAUAAACUACACAAAAAAUAUUGUAUAUGAAGAAGUCUUUUACAACUUACCUACAGAAUAGA